Epinephelus moara (kelp grouper) is the source of this 11045-nucleotide messenger RNA. RefSeq names its product histone acetyltransferase KAT7-like. The transcript is spliced from 16 exons. NCBI's taxonomy places the organism in Eukaryota, Metazoa, Chordata, Actinopteri, Perciformes, Serranidae. The coding region runs from base 900 to 2864 and encodes 654 amino acids. Gene Ontology annotation, molecular function: zinc ion binding; histone acetyltransferase activity. Gene Ontology annotation, cellular component: nucleus. The record is from RefSeq and is a predicted model, not a curated record. Gene Ontology annotation, biological process: regulation of DNA-templated transcription.
GUCCGGGUUCUCAGGGUUCAUUUAUAAGACUGGAUUUAAACAAGUAGCGUAAUGUUUACGGAUUUUAUAAGCUAACGACAGCAGUUUUAGAUGUGUUUUAAAUUUUGUUAAAACACCAAUGGGCUUUUAACACGUUUCCACGCGGAGCGAGAGGAUUUACUCCGGUAUCUUCCGGUGUUGUGUCAGGUUUCGUAGGGCUUUAUUUACACUGGAUUUUUGCUUUGUUUUGAUUUUUGUAAGAUAUCGGACGCUAGCAAUUUUAAAUAUGUAUUAAAUUGAGUUAAAACACGAGUUGGGUUUAGGCAGGUGGUUCCGCGGGAGCGAGAGCUUCACUACUACUUACUUCCGGUAUUGUGUCAGUGACUGCGGGUUCAUAUUAAAAAACAUGGCUCAUUAAUUAGACUGGAUUUAAGCAAACAACGUAAUGCUUGCGGUUUGUGUACGCUACCGACAGCGACUUUAAAUGCCUAUUUUUAUUUUGUUCAUCGGGUUCUAGCAGGUGGCACCAGUCUGUGCUACUUGCAACAUGUUUUAAUUAACAUAGUUUUCACCCUGAACAGCUUAUUGAAUAACAUCUUAGAGACUAACGAGUAUUUAAUUUUUUUUAGGAGGGUAAGACAUUUUACAGUCCACAUGAGCGCACUGAAAUGUGUUCAGUAUGUUGACUCAAGGUUCCGCCACCACUGUAGAUUCCACACGGAGCCAUUUUGCGAACGGACCUCGAGUUUGCGCUGUACUCUCAAGGAAGUGCGGAAAAAUUGGUGCGCCUUUUCAGCUGAGUUGGCUCAUAUCAAAAGCUGGCGAUCUCUUGUUCUUAUCAUUAAUAAACCUGGAGAUAAAUUGUCUCUGAAGCAGGAAGUAAUAAUCUGACAGAGGCGACGUACGGCGCAGGUUUGAAGAUGCCUCGGAGAAAGAGGACCGCCGGCAGCAGCUCGGACGGGACGGAGGACUCGGAUUUUUCCGCCGACCUCGAGCACACCGAAGCUGCAGAGAGCGUGCACAGGCGCAGCAGCACGCGCCUGACCCGCGCGUCACUGCGACUCAGCCGCAGCUCACAAGAUAAUUGCAGCUCAGCACGGAGCAGCUCUCCUGCAGCCACAGGUCCUGACGAAGGCCAGGAUUCAGCAGCAGAGUCAGCAGCAGCAGCAGCAACAGCAGUGGCAGCGUCCGUCUUCUCCUCCGGGCGCAGGAUCACACGCAGCCAACAGGGGGCGACAAACACCACAGCCAAAAAAUACCCACUGCGUCAGAGCAGGUCGUCUGGCUCAGACACUGAGGCAAACGACCUGAAGCAGGGUGCAGACCGGGACGAGACGCCUCCCCGGACCCCGACAGGUAACGCCCCGUCCUCAGAGUCAGACAUCGAGGUGUCCAGCCCUGGCAACGACCUCGUGUCUUCCAGCAACGAUAUUGUUGUUUCACAAGAGGAGGACGAGCGAUUGGCCAAAGAGCUGUCACUCAAAGAGGCCGCCGCCCACGACCUCUCCCACCGGCCCAAACGACGGCGCUUCCACGAGAGCUACAACUUCAACAUGAAGUGUCCCACACCAGGGUGCAACUCUUUGGGUCAUCUAACGGGGAGGCAUGAGAGACAUUUCUCCAUAUCAGGAUGUCCUCUGUACCACAAUCUGUCUGCUGAUGAAUGCAAGGGCAAGGCAUCGACGCGCGACAAACAGGCCGAGGAGAGGACGCUGUCACAUCGCCAGGAUGAGAACAGACACUCCACAAGAAACCAGGCUCCUACAGAGCGCCAGCUGCGAUACAAGGAGAAGGUGACGGAGCUGAGGAGGAAGAGGAACUCUGGUCUCAAUAAAGAGCAGAAGGACAAGUACAUGGAGCACCGUCAGAGCCACGGAGCGAGCAGGGAGCCGCUGCUGGAGAACAUCACCAGCGACUACGACCUCGAGCUGUUCAGGAAAGCGCAGGCACGUGCUUCGGAGGACCUUUCAGAAAACCCUCCUCUGCAGCCACAAGAGGAGUCUGAGAUAUUUUUGGAGAAGCUCCGUCUGGCCGGCCAGGUGUCGGAGGGCAGCAACAUGAUAAAGACCAUCGUGUUCGGCCGCUACGAGCUGGACACGUGGUACCACUCUCCGUACCCGGAGGAAUACGCCCGGCUGGGGAGGCUCUACAUGUGCGAGUUCUGCCUCAAGUAUAUGAAGAGCCAGACCAUCCUGCGCAGGCACAUGGCCAAGUGUGUGUGGAAGCAUCCUCCAGGUGAUGAGAUCUACAGGAAGGGGAACAUCUCUGUCUUUGAGGUGGACGGGAAGAAGAACAAGAUUUACUGUCAGAACUUGUGUCUGCUGGCGAAGCUCUUCCUGGACCACAAGACUCUGUACUACGAUGUUGAACCUUUCCUCUUCUACGUCAUGACCGAAGCCGACAACACAGGGUGCCAUCUAGUCGGGUACUUCUCCAAGGAGAAGAACUCGUUCCUGAACUACAACGUGUCCUGCAUCCUCACCAUGCCACAGUACAUGAGGCAGGGCUACGGCAAGAUGCUCAUAGACUUCAGUUACCUGUUGUCUAAGGUGGAGGAGAAGGUGGGCUCACCUGAGCGCCCCCUGUCUGACCUGGGCCUUAUCAGCUACCGCAGUUACUGGAAGGAGGUGCUGCUGCGCUACCUGAACAACUUUCAGGGCAAAGAGAUCUCCAUCAAAGAGAUCAGUCAGGAGACGGCAGUGAACCCAGUGGAUAUUGUCAGCACACUGCAAUCUCUCCAGAUGCUCAAAUACUGGAAGGGAAAGCACCUGGUUUUAAAGAGACAGGACCUCAUCGACGACUGGAAGGCCAAGGAGACCAAACGUGGUAACGGCAAGACCAUUGACCCCAAAGCCUUAAAAUGGACACCGCCUAAAGGGACGUAGAGGAGCUUCCUUUCACACUCCAAACCCAACACACACACACAGACAGAUCCUCCGUGUACACUGGCAUGCUCACAGACCCUGAGCCUAAACCCUCACACACACACACACACGCACACCUGUACGAAACGCUUUCAGCAGCUACAGCACAGUCAGCCACUUACAGAGUCAGCCAUUACUCUGGGUUCAUCAGCCACCGAACAUUGGCAAAUGUGCAGGAAUCUGAACCUAAUACAUGAAUGAAUAAUCAGAAAUAUUUUACCACCUGGCUGUGUGAGGUCAGUUUGUGAGAUCUGGCUCUGUGAAAUGUGACCAAGCUGCAGUCAGAGUUUCCAUCUGAAAUAUUAAAAGAAACAAGUAAAUCUCUAAUUGGUAAUUAGUGGUAGUGUUAAGAAGCAGUGUUGCAGCUUCAGAUGUCUUUCAAAGUUAACUGCGGUGUUUUUCACCAACUGGAUGUUUUUGUGCCUUAGUGACGAACCAGAACUAGAAGAGAAUCAAUUCAUCAUUUAUAUUUAGAUUUUAUAUUUUUGGUUUCAGGCUCUAACUAAGACACUAAAUGUCCGACAGACAGUAUGACUACAAUGUUAAAUAACGAGCUUACGCAGCAGCCGGUGAUGUCUGUCUACGCAGGAUCCCUGCUGAUACUUCCUCGACCUCAUUUAUUAUCUGGAAAGUGAAAGUAAUUGUGCGUUAUAAGUGCACCUUCUCGCAGACACCUGAUUAACAUAGAACACCAGACACGCCCGCUAAUCCAAUCUGCGGCAGGCGGAUCUGAACCUGCGCUGACCGAACGCAGGUCGGCAGCUCGUUGACUCAUGCAAUGAAUUUUGUCAGACACAGACCAGCUGGCUGUGAUUAAACAGGACGAAAAUACAUGACGUUUCUAGGAAUACGAGUCCUGACCUCUAUUUAUCAUUCAGGUCACAUGACUACACACAGUUCUCAAACAGACCGGGGAAGGCUUGAUGAUUUCUGUUAGAGCCCCACAAACAUCAGAACAGGAAUGAAAUAGUAUCUUGUUUUAACUUCUGUCCCUUCACACUAGGGCUGCACAGUAUGAGAAAAAUAUAACAUUGAAUACCACGAUAACGAUGUUACUUGUGAUAAAUAAAUAGAUUGUAAAGUGUACUCAGUUUCUGCAGAUUUCAGUACAGUACGAAAAUAAAACAAAUUGCUUGUUGAAUUAAAGGAACACUUCACCCCUGAAAUGAUCAUUUGCAUAUCAGUUACUCACCCCGUGUUGAGUUGGAUUCAUGAAAAAAACAUUGUUUUUCUUGCACACCUCCACCGUGAACAGAGAAUCCAGAAACAGGGAAAAUUCUCAGUGUAUUUAUUGGGGUCCACAUUUAACAACAGCAGAACUAUAUCCAAACAUCUGUUUACAACUCUCACACAAUUGGUGCAGUGUAAUUAUGCUCAGUACUUCACUAACGCAUGCAUUUUCUCGGAAACAUUACGAUCUGUUACUGAGCUGAAAGUGAAACGCAAUGCCAGACUCCAUUGAGAAAAACAGUAAUUUUACCUCAGUGAACACAGAAGCUGCUGGUUUAUUGUUGCCUCGAUCAGUGAGUCUCUUUUUGUUACUGUGUGACUUUGAUGUGUUAGAGGGUUUGUUCAGAUUCACCAAAGUCACACAAUAAAGCAGACAAACUGACUGAUUAAGGCAGCGCAUGGCCAGCAGCUCCCCGUGUUCAGCGAGGUAAAAUUAGAGUUUUUGUUAAUGGAGUCUGGCUUUGAAGAGAGCAUCAAUAAGUUUCAGUUUCCCCUUCAGAAAGGGCCGUCCGUUUGGGAAGUAUUGAGCAUACGGAUGUUUAAAUGAGACUUGGCUUAGGUGUUUUGAUAUUGUUUUGCUGUUGUUAAACGUGGACCCCAGUUAAUUCAAUUAAAAAAAACAGGUUUUUGAUUCUCUGCUCACUGUAGAGGCACGAGAGAAAAGUUUUCUAUGUGAAUUCAGUGUAACACGAGGUGAGUAAUUGAUAUACAAAUGAUCAUUUGGGGGGUGAAGUGCUCCUUUAAAAAAAUUAAAAGACGUUAAAUCUAACAUGCUUUUAUCGAAGAAAUUGAACAUUGAACUGAACUCAAAAGACACCACUAAAAAAGAAGAAUGGGAUUUUCUACUGAUACUCUAUCAACUAAAAAGAAAUACGAGUGCAGUAUCGCAGCCUUUCAGUGUGUUUAUGCCAUGACAAUAAAUGUAUAUCCUGCAGCCCUACUUCACACACUGUGGUACUUAAUUGUGUUCAGAGUGGGCAUCAGAUGCAGAGUGAUGUUGCUUUACGUCAUGCAUCCCAUCAACUUAAGAUUUUACAACUCUGUCUUUAAAAAAAAUAAGUGUAGACAUAUGAAAUGAAGAGUUACAGUCAGAUGGUCUGAGGUCAGAUGUGUGUGUCACAAACGUUUAACAGAGCAGAGCGUACAAACUGACGCUGACGGCGGCUGAUUGAACCCAGAGCUCAUCAAUAACUCAGCGUCUCUCUCAUGCAACAAACACACACCUCGUGUCCGUUAUAUAACCCGUCACACCCAUUAGUCAGGAAGCUAUAGCUGCCAUUGGCCGCGUUCGUACCGUGUUGUGUCCCCAGGAUGUGACCCGUACGUGGUGUCUUCCCUUCUUUCUUUUUUUUAACCUUAUAUCUUAGUGCCGGCUGUGUUGUUUCAUGAUGUGUUCUCAGUGUUGGAGCUCACAAACAUGUCCUCUCUGUGUUCUCUGUGGUGGUUUUGUUAAUGUUCUCAAUGAUAUUUUAUACUUUCUCUACCUCUAAGGUUUACCACUGUAUAAAAGCUACAACGGCCCAUUUUAAGCUUCGUUAUUUUCCUUUUUUAUUCUCUGUGUUGACAUGUGAAACUAAAGCAAGUGUUUGGUUUUUUUUUAACUAGAUUUUUAAAAAAUAUAUAUGCUAUUUAUAUUCUUAAAAUGAUAUGUUAACUGCGUAGAACGUGAAAGACAAGGUCUGGUAGAGGAAUGUCGACUCUAGGACGGGCUUCCUUGUGAAUAUGAAUAUUUAUCCUGAAAUUGUACGUAGGUUCAAAUGUGUAUAGAAGCUCUUGGAAGGUACCAACAAAGACAACGUGUACGUUUACAUGCACACUAAUAUUCCACUUUUAUUCCAAAUUUGACAAUAGUCCAAAUUUAAUACGGCUCAUGUUAAAAACAUUCUGUUUAGAUAUUCCGAGUGAGGCCUUCAGGCUGAUUUAUGUUUGGGCGCGUGACAUUUUUGACGAGUGUCGCUCAACAGAAAUUAAACAGUCACAAGACGUUUUCCAUUUAUGCUUCGGCAAAAGGUUUCAGACGUCUCCAUGGUAACCAGAGACCCCCUGCUUUUGUUCACGGUCGUUGUUCAGUAAAGAGUAUUCUGCACAGACAGCUGUUUAAAUCACACAAAUGUCCCACUGUACGUGUGUUUUAGUCUCAUUAACUUUACAUUCAUUGAUUGAUCAGCUCCCAGUCUGUCUGUGAGCCAAUAUAUACAAACACCAUUGAUUUUCCUGUGGCGCUAACAUGUGAAAUAUUUAGAUUCAGUAAAUGUCUGCUGUGUGUCAGCCUGGUGAAGGCAGUUCUGACGGCCUCUAUGGACAGAGACGCUGAAUGCUGGUCGGGUUCGGUGUGUGGCGACAACAGUGACACUACUACUAUGAGGGGGGGAUAAAAUCACUAAUUAGUAUAUAUAAACUCACUGUUGAUUCCCUUCAGUGGUGCUGACAUUAAAAAUAUUUGGGUUCAGUAAAUAACGUGUCUUGCAAAUGUGUCAGGUUUGCAAACAACAUACUUUAUUUUAAAGUACAGUGAAUUUCCGGCAUAGAGCUUUUAUUUUGAAGUGCUGUUUCCUGCUGUAGACUGAAUGACUAACGGAUAGCUACUUAAAAGAGACAGCACACGAGCCAAACGCAAGUGAGACACUGAAUAUAUUUGACUGUGUGGACCGUUAGCUAAUGACCAAGGGGGAUCUGGACCCCGUGCCUGGACCAGUUGGGAACCACUGGUGUAAAGCACACAAAUGUCCCGCUAUAUAUGUGUUGUUAUCUUAUUAACAUUUAUAUAUUUCCCACUCUCUUGCUAUGAUGAGAGGGGGAAAUAAAAUGAAUAAAUUAAUACAUACAAACGCCAUUAAUUUCUUCCCGUGGCACAGACAUGAACAAUAUUUAGGUGCAGUAAAUGUCUGCUGUCAGUCAGCCUGGUGAAGGCAGAUUGGGCAGCAGAGGGCUGCUUCUGUGGACAGAGACGCUGAAUGCACAUUGCGCAACAAAAUAUAACGAUGUCUGCGUCACAAGAAAAUACUCCAUGUGCACAACAUGAGAGGAAAGUGUCAAGCCGUCAGUCGAGUGACACUCUUCAAAAGUGUCACACACCCGAGCAUUAAUUAGGCUUUAUUCUGGAUGCAGCAUUUCUGAUUACGUUAGGUGUCGAUAUUAUUCAGGUUUUAGGAGCAUUCUUUGGGCAUAUAGUGCAUUUGUAAGUUUUGCAGUUUGCAACACAAAGCCUCUCGUCUGUUUACUAUAUAUUUACUGUAGGGUCGAGAUACAUGCCCAAAAAAAAGCCCACAUCUCGGGUCAGAAGGAGAAACACACCCACUUUUAAACAUUAUGAAAGACUUGGUUAGCAACAGGGUUUUGGAUAUGUGCACGUAUUGUAACACAGACCAUUUCAAGAAGGAGGUUGAAGGAAUAGACGAGGAAAACUUUAAAGAAUUCCAGGCACAAACAGCCGUUCUACUUUUCCAUAUUUCGACGUGACAAAUGACACAUUAGGACACGUUAAUCAGAGUAUGCACAGCUGCAUGUAAACAGGAAUAUCAGUGUAAUAUUCAUUUUCAUUACCAUGCAUGACAGCUUCUCAGGACUGUUGUCUUUUUUGGGAUAAGGGUAAAAAACUGAAUAUUUUGUGCAUGUAAACGUCAGUGACAGAAGUCAUUUACAUUUCAGACGUUUAUCUCCCGUUAUCAAAAGUGACAUCACUGAAUCAGAACACAUCACUUCUGCACGUUGUCACUACCUGUUACUGACAUAACUGCUGCUGCAACAUGUUUGGAAAAUAAUCUGUGUGUGUGAGACCGGUGAGCUCGGUCCCAUCAGCAGCAUCUCUGUAUCAUUAGCUGUUCAUUAGCCCUCUGUGUGCGAUUGAACACAUUUUAUUUCAUUGACAAUCUAAAUAUUUAUUGAUCUGCAUCAACUUUUUAAUUUUGGAACCAGCUUUUAAGGUUUGUUAAAGGAGCAGUUUGACGUUUUGGGAAAUAUUAACUCUCUUAAGAAGAGUUGGAUGAGAAGGUUGAUAUCAGUCUGCUCAUCUCUUGCAACAAAGCACAUCAAGUUCAUAGACUGCGCAAAAAUAAUGUAAGGUAGCCACCAGGAUGUCACCUAUGUUGAAGCCUCGAGUUUGGUGUUAAAGUUUGGCAACUUUUACUAUGGAAACCAAAACUGUUUUUUGUACCAGGCUGUAAACAUGUUUAUUUCAGCCUCAAGUGGCCAUCAGAGGAACUGCAGUUUUCAGCUCGGAGGUCGCUGCUUGAUAUUUCCCAACAAUGUGGAGUUGCUCCUUUAAACUUUGUGCAUAAGCUCAGACAGCAGUUGGCUGUGAAAUCGGAGGUGUGUGGCCAACAAUGUCAGAUUGAAUCAUCUUUCUGUUUUUUGUUUUGUAGCUUUUGUGACACAGUUUCAUGUGAGGAGACCACAGCCGACAGUUACACGAGCUUCUCUUCUUUCACAGUGUAACAAAUGUUGCCUUUCUGUUUUGCUUUGUGUUUUUAUGGUGUUUCCUCUCAACCAUCUGUGGAUUCAUGUGUUUGUUUCAUGUGUUAACCCUGUGGUUGAUUUUUUUGUCCUCAUUCGGGUCUUACAUGCAGACUUUAAAUCAAUACAAACAGGCCAUGCGUUUCAACCGACUGCAUUUAUCCUUUUAGCACCUGUUCUCAAUACACAUCUCUGAGUGAGUGUAGGGAGCCAAGUGUUUCGCCAAUUCUUAAGUGCAUUUACAGCAAAGUGCACUUUGAAAGGAAGAAUCCAUCCUAAAACACACCUCUUAACGAUGAUGAUGAUGAUGAUGAUGUUCAAUACGUGACAGGGACAGUUUUUUAUUCCUUCAGUUAUAUGAUGGAGUGUUUAAGAUAAUCCAAGGUUUUUGUUUGGGUUCCUAAAAACUUUAGUGCCGCCAUUUUGUACUGAUAUUUAACAAACACUCCAUCAUGAGCAGAGAACAUAUUUUAUAUUCUCACAGUCGCAGAAAUCUGAAUUAAUUUGUUUUUUUACUUGAAAAGGCUUUGCAUUCAAAUAACUCCCUGAGUGCUGAUGCUGAAUGUGCAUGCCUCCUCGGUGAACGGAGAAUCCAAAAAGGACGAGCACUCUUCAUUAACUGAAGUAAACAGGGGCCGCGUUUAACAGCAAAACUAUGUCAAAACUCUCACACAACUCGUGCAGUAUGAUCCAAGUCUCAUUUAUCCAGUUGUAUGCUCAGGACUUCCCAAAACAAACAGCGUUUCUUGACAGGGAACUGAAACUGACGAAAACAGUAAUUUUACCUCACUGAACACGGAGCUGCUCGUCUGUCACUGUUUCUGUCAGUCGGUACGUUUCCAGUCACAGUGAAGUGGAGCUACAGUCCCAGCUGGACGAGGACAUCUAACUGGCCUACUGUCCUUGUCCCAGUAUACAAGCACGGGAGGGGAAUCCAUUUAUUGAGCCAAGUAUGUGCGACUCCUCUACGAUAGGUGGAGAUAUGCCCCCUUUCAGCUUGUUAGUAUUGGACCUUUUUCCUGUUGACCUAUUACGUCACAGACCAAACAAUGGACAAACAAGUUAGCUACGGUUAGCUAGCAGCUAACUGCUACCAUGGUGGACAACUUUACAGCUCUGUACAUUUGGUCCGUCCAAAAAGUCACGGCUCUGGAUGUAGAUUUCUCCAUGUUGUUACCGGCUUCUUCUUCUCUUACACAUUUAAUGCUAUUGGACUUCCGGGUCAAAGCCCGGGGCGGAAACUGUGGAGCGCCGUGGAGCAUGCUCAGAGCGCCUCGGCCAGUUUGGGUCUGAUUGACUGUAUACAUGCAGGAGUCACAUGAUCUGGGUGUGUUAGUCCCACUGUGACACAUUCACUGCAGGACCAUUUCACUCACACUAACAAAUAAACUGACACAAUAAAUCAUUUUCUCUGAUGUCAUGUCAACGCACUGAAUGAAGUCUGGUAUCUGUAAGUUUCAUUUUCAGCACGGCACUGAGCACACGACUGGAUAAACGACACAGAUUUGUUACUGAGCUGAAACUGAAACUGAUCAAUGCCAGACUCCAUUGAGAAAAACAGUAAUUUUACCUCACUGAAUACCGAAGCUGCUGGUUCAUUGCUGCUUACAUCAGUGAGUGUGUUUUUGUUAUUGUGUGACUUUGGCGUGUUAGCGCAUUAGUUCAGAUUUACCGAAUCUCACACGAUUAAACAGACAAACUAACUGAUUGAGGCAGCACUACACAAGCAGAUCCCGUGUUCAGCGAUGUAAAAUUAGUGUUUUUGUCACUGGAGUCUGGCUCUAACGAGAGCAUCGAUAAGUUUCACUUUCUGAUCAGUUCCCUUUUGCAAAGGGCUGACUGAGGUUAAGACUGGAUUAAUGAGACUUGGCUUAUAUUGCUCAAGUUGUGUGAGAGUUUGUGAACACACGUGGACUCCUAUGACUUCAUCAUGACUUUCAUCAGUUUUUGGAUUCUUCAUUCACUGUGGAGGUGAGAAAAACAAAGUUUCCAUCAUAAAUCAACGUAACACAGGGUGAGUUACUAAUACACCAAAAAUUAUUUGGGGUGUGAAGUAUUUCUUUAAAUGUUAAAUUACAACACCACAAAUGAUCAUAUUAAAGAAAGUUUUCCCUUUAAGACAAGCCUUUUUUUAUUUAGAAACCUCUCUGUCUAGAUGUCUGUUUUUAUUUUUCAUCCUGAUGUCGUGCAGUUUUUCUGUGUGCCAGUGGCAGCUAUAGACGGGCAGCUUAUUAACACAUCUGAAAAGGGUCCCAGUUACUUAUCCCAUCACCUUCCAUAGGCCACCAGUGAGCUGUUGUAGUACUGCAGCACUUGAACGCACCCUGCUACCUGUUUUAAACGACGCACUCAAAGCAGCGACACACAAAACGUAGCGUGGCAUCGAUAUGUAGCUCAGUCGUGCUUUUGUACUUGCUUCUCCCCCUUCCUUCCUCCUCAAUAAAUGCAAACGGUGAAACA